AUGAUUUCCACCAGCCUCCACCAGUACUCGCCUGCCUUCAGCCAUCUCCCCACACCGAACAUGGUCAGCCACGAACAACACCUGGCCGCGCAGCAUAUGGGCCCGUCGCCGCUCGACACUCUGGCCCAUACCUCGCAGUAUGCUGCGCUUCAAUUCCACCACAACCGCCAGAUGUUGCCUAAUGCCAAGGGUAUCGUUAAGCAACAUCGCAUACCGUACUCCAACGGGCCCAUAGCUGCCGCACCCCGCAACCAGCGCGAGGCAAUGCUUCACGAGCGAACAGGACGCGGAGCUGCAACGUCUGGCCCGGUGCGACGCCGCAUCUCCAGGGCGUGUGACCAGUGCAAUCAAUUGAGGACCAAAUGUGACGGGAAGGCGCCGUGUGCGCAUUGUAUGGAGUUUGGUUUGACGUGCGAGUAUGUACGUGAACGCAAGAAGCGCGGCAAGGCUUCAAGAAAAGACAUCGCCCAGCAGCAGGCCGCGGCGGCAGCAGCAGCAGCCGCAGUCGCUAAUGGCACCGCACCUCCAUCGGGCGACGGAUCUGCUUCUGGUAGCCCUCAGUCACGGAGCAACGGUUUUGCUGAGGAGCAGAAGAUGGCCGAGUCUUCACAGAGCGGUGUGGAGCAGUCCGAUGCCCAGCGGCCCUUGCCCGAUCUGCCUCCCCAGAGCCUUCCAACCCCGGGCCGUUCAGCCAGCAUGGCAACGACCCGAGGCAUGGAGACUCCAAUGUACCAAAAUGUCGCUCCAAUGGCACGGACGAUGAGUAUGGGUGCCAUUGACCGGAUGCCUGAGCCCAAUGUUCAUCAGAUGCCCGUCCCCAACGACACCAUAGGACCAAUGCAACCUCCUCGAAUUCAGACUUCUGGACUACAGAUGCACGACCGCUCGAUAGUAGCUAUUCCUGAGUAUGCGUCCAUGGAGGACUUCCACCGCAACCUUAUGCAUCAAUCACCACACCCUAUGAUGCAGAACGGCAUGCCCCAUCCGAUUAUCCCUUCAAACGGCAUGCCAGAGUAUACCGACAGCCCCUAUUCCAUGAUGAGCCCGCAGAGUGCGCAAGCACCACCCAACGCUUUCCGGAUGGGUACCGCAGAAUCACCAAUGCCCGGAUUUAUUGGAAACUCUCCCGUCGCUGGAUCUCCCGGAUGGCUUUCUCUCCCUUCGCCAUCAACUACUAUGUACCCAGGUGCACAGCACAUGAAUGCUUCUCAACAACUGCGGUAUCCGGUUUUGCAGCCAAUUGUACCACACCUCACCAACAUCAUCCCAAUUUCAUUGGCAUGCGAUUUGCUGGAAUUAUAUUUCCAAUCCUCGUCUUCCGCCUUCAUGCAACCAAUCUCGCCGUACGUGCUCGGUUACGUCUUCCGGAAACGCUCGUUCUUGCGACAGAGCAAUCCACGCUUGUGCAGCCCAGCGCUACUCGCAAGUAUGCUUUGGAUUGGCGCACAGACAAGCGAGUCACCUUAUUUGACCUCACAGCCGUCAGCACGGGGCCAAAUUUGCGAAAAGCUUCUCAAUUUGACCAUAAGCCUCCUAAAGCCGCUCAUUCAUUCGUCCCCUAGUAGCGAAGCUAGCCCCACAUACACCAAUCCAGUCAUUAAUGGCGUCGCCCUCGGUGGCUUUGGCAUGCCUGCACAAGAGACGGAAAGAGGUUCGCCUGGUGCUACAGGUGGCUUGGACGACGUUGCAACCUACAUGCAUCUUGCUAUUGUUGUGUCUGCCAGCGAGUACAAAGCCGCGAGCCUUCGCUGGUGGAAUGCUGCCUGGUCUUUGGCAAGGGAAUUGAAGCUCGGUAGGGAGGUGCCAAACACACCUCCGCCGGAACAUGGUGAAGAAGAUGAUACCGACGCUCCAGGUGAAGUUGACAUGGAUCACAUGAAUGGACCGCAUUCGAAUGGACAGAAUAGUCCCGCAAACCUCACAGAAGAGCAGAGAGAAGAGCGCAGGCGGAUUUGGUGGCUCUUGUACACCAUGGACCGUCACUUGGCACUGUGCUAUAACAGGCCAUUGUUCUUUUUGGACAGAGAUUGCGAUGGCCUUUAUCAACCGGUAGAUGACUCCCUCUGGCAAGCCGGAGAGUUUUUCGAUGGGGACUCCGCUCAAUCGUUUUCAGAUACAACCUCCCCUUAUUUACACCGACGACGAGGUCCAACCUUUGAGUGCACCGGACACUCCAUAUUCGGAUUUUUCCUUCCUCUGAUGACUAUACUCGGGGAGAUAGUCGACUUGAAUCACGCCAGAAAUCACCCCCGUUUUGGUGUACGCUUCAAGAACGGCUCCGACUGGGACGAUCACGCCGCUGAGAUUACUCAUCAGCUCGAAGCCUACGGCGACAGCCUGCAAGAAUUUAAGACACGAGCGGUCAACGAAGCUAAUGCAGAAUCUCAUGAUGCAAUGCAGCAUGAGGUCGGAGGUACUCCCUCCGCCCGAUCCGUCAAUUCUUCGUCUUCACGCGCCCAGGAAUCACUGCUCCUUGCUAAGAUUGUAGUUGCGUAUGGCACACACCUGAUGCAUACCCUUCACAUUCUUCUCAAUGGAAAGUGGGACCCGAUUUCCCUGCUAGACGAUAAUGACCUGUGGAUAUCAUCGCAGUCGUUCAUUGACGCGACAGGGCAUGCAGUAUCAGCCGCGGAGGCUAUCAACGAGAUCCUGGAGCACGAUCCCGAUCUCAGUUUCAUGCCCUUCUUCUUUGGGAUCUAUCUUUUGCAGGGGAGCUUCCUCUUGCUCUUGAUAGCCGACAAACUCCAGGGCGAUGCAAACCCCAACGUGGUCAAGGCGUGCGAGACAAUCGUGCGAGCGCAUGAAGCUUGUGUUGUCACGCUCAACACAGAGUAUCAGCGAAAUUUCCGGAAGGUCAUGCGCUCCGCAUUAUCGCAAGUUCGGGGACGCGGCGGCAUGGACGAGUUCGGUGGCGACUAUGCUCAGCUCCAUCGUCGUCAGGUUCUGUCACUGUACCGAUGGACUGGUGACGGCACUGGCCUUGCGCUCUGA
Molecule: messenger RNA, 2991 nt
Organism: Lindgomyces ingoldianus
Lineage: Eukaryota; Fungi; Ascomycota; Dothideomycetes; Pleosporales; Lindgomycetaceae
Exons: 4
Coding region: 1-2991 (996 amino acids)
Biological process (GO): DNA-templated transcription; regulation of DNA-templated transcription
Molecular function (GO): DNA binding; DNA-binding transcription factor activity, RNA polymerase II-specific; zinc ion binding
Source: RefSeq, a predicted model, not a curated record